GUCACCAGGCAUCAGGUCUUUGGCUCGACAGCGGGCCACCGGCGUUUAUCUGGCAAGGCAGUGGUCUCCGAGUCAACAGGCACGACAGUGGGCACCGGGUCAUCAGGUACCAGGAUUGUCUGGCUCGACAGCGGGCAUCGGGUCAUCAGGUAUGACAGCGGGACACUAGGUUCCACCAGGCAUCAGGUCAUUUUGCUUGCCAGCGGGCCACCAGCGUCAUCUGGCAAGGCAGUGGGCACCGAAGUCACCAGGUACCGGAUCAUCUGGAUCAACAGCGGGCAUCGAGUCAACUGGCCUAAUAGAUCGUUCAGCUGGAUCAGUUCAUCAUGUACUGAGUAGAGGCAUCAGGCCGAGUACAGGCAUCAGGCCUGAGUAGAGGCUUCAGGC
Molecule: messenger RNA, 387 nt
Organism: Staurois parvus
Lineage: Eukaryota; Metazoa; Chordata; Amphibia; Anura; Ranidae
Source: the annotation of a GenBank genome assembly